AUGUCUCCCGCCGCCGUUCAGACCCAGGACGCCAACUUGACGGCCGCUGCCGUUCAGGUCAAGGAAGUCAACGGCUCUGCCAUCGCCGAGCUCGAUGCCUCCAAGCUCACCUACACCUACAACAAGGAGAACCGUACCGUCCCCGAUGAGGCCGUUGCCAACGCCGGCUCCGAGACUAUUGCCACUGACCACAUGGUCAUCGCCAACUGGUCUGCUGCUACUGGCUGGGCCGCCCCCGAACUCAAGCCCUACGGUCCUCUGAGCCUCAUGCCCACUGCUUCUUGCCUGCACUACGCUACCGAGUGCUUCGAAGGCCUCAAGGUCUACCGCGGAUACGACGGCAAGCUUCGCAUCUUCCGCCCUGACCGCAACGCUGAGCGCUUCCGCAUGUCUGCUAGCCGUAUCUCUCUCCCCGUCUUCCCUCCUGCUGAGCUCACCAAGCUCAUCAUCGCUCUCCUCGAAGUCGAUGGCCCCAAGUGGCUCCCCGCUGACAAGCCCGGUGCUUACCUCUACCUCCGCCCUACCUUGAUUGGUACUCAGUCUCAACUUGGUGUCCAGAGCCCCAAGGAGGCUAUGCUCUACAUCAUCGUCACCUUCAUGCCCCGUCUCGAUGCUCCCCCCGGUGGUAUGCGUCUCCACACCUCUCCCGAGGACAUGGUUCGCGCCUGGGUUGGUGGCUUCGGUUACGCCAAGGUCGGUGCGAACUACGGCCCUUCUUUGAUGGCCACUAGCGAAGCCCGUGCCCGCGGCUACCACCAGAUUCUCUGGCUCUACGGACCCCAGGGUGAGUGCACUGAAGCCGGUGCCUCCAACUUCUUCGUCUUGUGGAAGCGCAAGGACGGCAAGACCGAGCUCAUCACCGCUCCUCUUGAUGACAAGCUCAUCCUUGACGGUGUUACUCGCCGCAGUGUUCUUGACAUUGCUCGCGAGAAGCUCAGUGACGAAAUUGAAAUCACUGAGCGCAAGUACACCAUCGACGAAGUUGUUGAGGCUGACGCUGAGGGCCGCAUCAUUGAAUCUUUCGCUGCCGGUACUGCUUACUUCAUUUGCGCCAUCUCUGCUAUCCACCACCGUGGCAAGGAUAUCAACAUCCCCAUGGGCCCCGACGGCAAGGCCGGUGAGAUCACCAGCAAGAUCAAGGGCUGGGUCGGCGACAUCAUGUACGGAAACACUCCUGACCACCCCUGGGCUAUUGUCAUCAACGAGAAGGGUGCUCAGUAA
[Torrubiella] hemipterigena is the source of this 1221-nucleotide messenger RNA. The record is from the annotation of a GenBank genome assembly. NCBI's taxonomy places the organism in Eukaryota, Fungi, Ascomycota, Sordariomycetes, Hypocreales, Clavicipitaceae.